Messenger RNA from Symsagittifera roscoffensis, 2302 nucleotides. RefSeq names its product PTB domain-containing adapter protein ced-6-like. Gene Ontology annotation, biological process: signal transduction. The record is from RefSeq and is a predicted model, not a curated record. Lineage: Eukaryota; Metazoa; Xenacoelomorpha; Acoela; Convolutidae. The coding region runs from base 84 to 1667 and encodes 527 amino acids. Gene Ontology annotation, molecular function: oxidoreductase activity. The transcript is spliced from 12 exons.
UGUUGUGAUAAACUUAUUAAAUAGAAAAAAUGCAAUGAUUAUGCUAUGCUAUGGCGAUUUCUGGACUACAAUAACUGAAAUAUAUGAAGAUGAAGAAGAUUUUGAGAGAAUACAAGAGUGACAAAAUCCAAUCUCAAUUGGACAAGCGCGACCGAGAGCAGAACUUGUGGCCUCACCACCCUGACAAGCUGCUAAUUAGUAGUGUCGAAUACUUCGUAAAGUACUAUGGCUGGACGGGAGUGAGUGAGAGUCAGGGAGACAGAGUGAUCAAGGGUGCCAUCCAGCAGCUGACUCACCUCAGCAACCAGGGAACCCCCCAGACAGGGACCACCAAACCACCCAGAGUGUACCUCAACAUAUCAGCUGAUAAAGUCACAGUCAGAGAGUCCAAGAUACGGGUGGAGGUUGACAAGUUCAACAUAAGUGACAUAGCGUACGUGGCAGACGACAGGGCAGUGAAGAGAGUGGUGGCCCUGAUUGUGGCCAACAGAGACAGAGACAGCAAACAACAACAACACAAGGAGGAGUCUAGAACACAGCAUGGCAAAUUCGCAGCCAGUGUAGGAGGCGAUAAUAGUAUUAAUGGGAAGAGUAGCAAUGAAUCUGCUGCAGAUGCACCCUUCAAGUGCCACCUGUUCGAGAGUGAGAAGUGGGCGGAUGAAAUAGUACGCACGGUGGGACAGGCAUUCGACCUCGGCUACAGGAAGUUUCUCUCUUCUGACAAGCGGGAGAUGCAAAUUAAGCAUCAGCUGAAGGCAAUGGCCAACAACAUCACUCAUCUUCAGUCACUUAAUGCACAGUACUGCGACAGAAUCAACCAGCUCGAGUCCAUUCUCAAGACCAACAAGAUAGUCUUUCCAAAGAGCCAACUGAACACUAAGGGUGCUAAAAGCACGAAUGCGGCAACGAGUCAAAUGAGCACGUCAGGUUCCGUGGAUUUAAUGGGCAAUGCGGAAGAAAAAUCAACACACCAAAAUGGCAAAAUAACUACGAGCGAAGCUUCCAACAUUCCAUCUGCCGAAAAAAAGGAAGAAUUGGCUGAGACGUUGAAGCCACCUCCUUUACCGAACAGACCACGUGAUAGCAAUAAUCGCAGCAAAACUGGAGCCUCAACUUCUGCGAGACCGAGUGAUGCACUACUGGACCUGGGAGACAUUCCAGCCACGCAGCCGAAUAUGUACUUGGAUGUAAGUCCAUAUAAGGGAAUACAGGCUGAGGCUAAUGAUGAGUUAGCACAGCUGGCCAUGAACAGAUUGGGUGGAGUGGAUAUGCAGCCCUCUCAACCUACUUCGCCUGUGGAGCCAGGGCCGGCUUCACCUUUGGACUAUUUAAACCAGAGCGAAACUACGUACGAUACUAAUGAGUACUCUGCAGUUGGUAAUGGGACCGGUAAUACAGCUUAUGUGAACCCAUUCCAAACCCACUCCUCAUCUCAAUACCCUGAUCUUUCGCCCGGAGCAAAUUCUCCCAACAUGCCGGACUUGGGAUCUGGCCUCUACUUCAAUUCUCUCUCGCAGCCGGCGGAGCUGGAGAGCGAGUUGAACAGUGCAGCCAGGACUCUCCUGGAUCUGGGGAUAGACGGGAGCCUCUUCACUUCUCCCCCUCCCCCUCCGCCUCCUGCUGCAGACCACCCAGCGGACAGUGUGUAUUCUGCACCUUAUGCGUGAACAACAGAGACGUAAUAGUGGCGUGCAUAGGUGCAAUGAAUGAAAUGAUGUGCUGUUUGUUAACAAUGCUGCUGAACAAUUAAAGAAUUCUAUCUUCAAACUUUGAGAAAUUUGGACUUUAUGCUAUUCAAAACGGAGUUACCUUAACGGUGCAUUAAAAUGCGAAUUAAUAUUAGAUAGCAUGCGAAUAAAUGAUACGCAUUCAAAUUUCAAUUCGUACUGUAGAAUUUUUGUAAUUUGUUUUCUUUAGUGCUGGAAGAUUGUUUUUGCGAAACAACAUAUUCUAUUUAAACAGGCCAAGUUAGUGCCACUUAAAGUUCAUAUCAUUCGUAAAAUAAAAUUCAAGUUCAAUCUGUCUUACUAUCUUUGUGCUUCCAUUUUCAUAUCACACUCAUAAUGCUAGUUUAAUGAAUACUCUGUAAAUAUGUAUUUAUUCGGAAAACGAAAUUGUGCCCAGAACAAGAAAUAUUGUUGUAAAUAUGUGAAGAUGGAGUUGAAUCAUGUUAACAAUCAUCAUUCAAUGGAUGUUUUGGAUGAUUCUGAACACUAGUAAAUUAUUUCUGAAUAGUUUUGGUAAAGUAAAUCUCAAUGUUAAUAUUUAGUGCAACUUGAAAUGAAUUCAUUUUUGUCUGUAA